This is a messenger RNA of Brienomyrus brachyistius, 2455 nucleotides long. Its product is annotated as mitochondrial fission regulator 2-like. The record is from RefSeq and is a predicted model, not a curated record. The transcript has 7 exons. The coding region runs from base 369 to 1274 and encodes 301 amino acids. Lineage: Eukaryota; Metazoa; Chordata; Actinopteri; Osteoglossiformes; Mormyridae.
AAAUACCACGCUUUUAAAACGAAAUUCUGCUCCCUCUUUCAUGCGCCGACUGGGCACUGUAACACGCGGUGUUGGUUUACAAUACAUCUUUUAAUUGUGUGAAGAUAUAAAACAUUGUUAUGCCACAAAGGAAGCGUACAAAAAACAGAAACAAAGGGUGAACGGUAGCGUCACGGAUCCGCUUGGCGAGCGAUUGGCCGCUCGGCGUUUCCGCUAAAAUCAAAUCGUCCGGGGUUUUGUUUUGAAUCAGCAGGUUUUACUGUCUGCGGAGAAAAGCUCGCACGUCGGCGCGGGUGUUAUCAUUUAUCACUUAUAUAAGACUGUAAUUGUUAAUUAAGGUUUCAUCUGAAGUCCCCUGAAGCCAGCGGAUGGAGUCCAUGGGAGAGUUUGACUCCGAGUGCCCCAUGGUGAAGCGCUUCUGCCAGCAGAUGUCAGAGGACGAUUUUGAGCGGGAGGGCCUGACGUACACCCAGCAGGCACUGCAGGACCUGUUCGCCGCCAUGGAACAGCGACCCGAGCUGUGUGAGCGGGUAGUCCGCCGGAGAAAGCAGAAGGAGCUGGAACGCGGGGCUGUGGGCACCAGCAUGAAGGCCAAGUUCUUCUGCGCAGUGGAGGGUCAGAUGAACCGGUGCAACACGGUGGGUGCGGAAGAGCUGCAGGACAGGGUGGGCCAGCUGCGUGCAGAGAUGGAGAGGGUGCAGGCGUAUGCGCAGGAGGCUAAAUGUGCAACAAAGCGAUCAUCUCAGCGUUUAGCUGACAAAAGGCGACUGCCGUUGGACAGAGCAGCAGGACAAGGAACACCCACCCCUUCCCUGUGUCCUGGAGUUCCACCUGUUCCUCCCCCCCUGCCUCCUCCCCCUCCUCCAGCCACACCCCUUCGAGAAAACGCCAAAAUUCAGCAGGUUGCAGCCACGCCAGAUCUACUCACCAGCUACGGCCUCUCUCGUCUGAACCGACCCAUUAGCACUGUGGAGCUCUGCAGUCCCCUGCCUGGCGACUCCAAGCCACGCCUGGACAUCCAGACAGAGCUGCUUGCGUAUAACCCGGCCCAGAGGCUGAAGGCAACCGGUAUCGCAAGGUCUCCUGGGGGUACGCCCACAUUGCGAGCACCAAUCAGGGACCAGAGGAGAUCUCCCAUGUCCGCCUUCAACACGGCAUUGCUCUCCAAAUUCCAGAACGCACAGAGUCCCCCCCAGGAUGCCUCAGUCCCAGAAGCUCAGCCCAGCUCUGACAGUGAGGGGGAUGGCUUUGUGACACCCCCCGACUCACCUUGAGGCUUCACCCUUUACCUGUUCCAAUGCUCUCAAAGAGCUUUCAAUCAGGAUCUACUCUGACUGUGAACCAAUGCAUCCCUUCCCUGAAUGAUCAAAUAAUAAUGUAUAAAUAUUUCCUGUUAGCCCCAGUACACUGUUCCUAAAUCUUUUCUGUCCUUUCAGAAGCACAGGCCUACACCUCUCUUUUAACCAGCGGCAUUUUUUUUUCUUUUCAGAAAGGAAAUCAUGCCAAAUAAUUGUGUACUUGCUCAAUAUAUUUCUGUGCUACUGGACAAGGAUGCAGAGAUCUUAAUGCUCUGAGUCACUGAAAUAGUUGUUUUUGUGGAAUUAUACCCUGACUGUUGUUAUCAGCUGGUACAGCAGCUGCUUUUAGGUAAGAAGGGUAAAUGUUUGAGUGUCUCUUGGUGUUUUCUGCAGGCUGCAAUCCCAGCCGCUCUGGGACCAACCAAAAGCACAUCUCAGGGAACGAGCAACACAAAGGACACUAGAUCAAUGUUCCUCAACCCAGUCUUCAGAGACCCCCAGACAGUCCACGUUUUUGCUCCCUUCCAUCUCCCAGCACACCCGAAUCAAUUAAUCAAACGAGGGAGGGAGCAAAAAUGUGGACUGUCUGGGGGUCCCCAAGGACUGGGUUGGUAAACUGCCCUAAAUCAUUAAGAUUUGGACACCAAAACCAUGGUGGAUGUAGUCUGAGGGUCAUUCCCAGAUGUUCAGAUAUCUGUCUGUCACUGGGGUGAUCAUUCAUGGUUUCUAGAACAGAAUGUCUAUAACACAGAAUCAAAAUCGUGUUGAUAUGGGAUAGACCAAGAGCACCACCUCCUCAUUGGAUGAAAUUCCCACAUGAGAUAAAGACCAUGUGUUUAGUUGUGCUCCAGAUCACUGCUUUAUGAAGACCUUGGGUUCACUAAAAUUCUGCUAUCAUUUUGUUCACAUGUGGUAUUGAAUACAGACUGAGGGAAAAGUGAAUUAGUGUUUUGAUCUUGCAUUAUAAAAGGUGAAGGGGUCUGAUUACUUUCUAAACGCACUUCAUAUCAUAUCGUAAGCAUUAUAAAUCCAUAAACGCUUAACUUUCUAACAAUAUUCUUAUUGGCUAAAUACUCUGACCCGCUUUUGUACCAACUUCAGUUCUGUGCAGUUCAGUCAUGCUGUGGUUGAUGACAAAAUAAACUGAUCCAGCAAGU